CUUUUGUUGUUUUACAACUUACAAAUAUUCCACCACUUCCUCCAUUACUGGACCCACUUUUAUAUGCCCUUCAUUAUUCUCCAAUUUUCUUUUGCUUUCAUCUUUGCAAUCACAUGUACUUAGAAUCUACUUUACUUGUUUAGAUUUUCUGAAUUAAACUUUUAACCAAAUUUGGCAAUUUUUUAAGGUAAAUGUAGCAAUUUUUUCUUUUUUAUUUGGUACUGGUACUCUAUUUAUUUGGGUUUUUUUUUGUUUUUUUUUUUUUUUUUUUAAUUAUUUAUGUAUUCUUGGUGAUGGUAUUCCUCUCUUUUCUUAAGUCUAAUAAAUAUGAAAAAUUGCAGGUGAAGAACUUGAUUUUUUUUUUUUUUGUUUUUUUAAUUUUCAUUUGUGAUUAGAUUAGUGUUUAGCUAUAUUCACCAAGAUUAUGAGGGUAUUGUGGGUGUUUUUGCUACUAUUGGUGUUGAAAUUGGAGCAUGGGUUAUUUUUUGCAAGUGGGGUUGGUACUAAUUUUUCAAAAAGAUCUAAAAAUGUGAAUAUUGGAGCAAUUUUGUCCUAUAAUUCUACAAUUGGUAAAGUUGCAAAAGUUGCAAUUCAAGCUGCAGUGGAUGAUGUUAAUUCUUCCCCAGAAAUUUUGAAUGGAACCAAGCUCAAUAUUUCAAUGCAGGAUUGUCAGAGUGGCUUCCUAGGGAUUGUUCAGACAAUGACAUUCAUGGAGAGUGAUGUAGUGGCAGUAAUAGGUCCACAGUCAUCUGUAAUAGCUCAUGUAGUUUCUCAGGUUGCAACAGGACUGCAAGUCCCUUUGCUAACCUUUGCAGGCACAGACCCGACCCUGUCGUCUAUCGAGUAUCCAUUCAUUGUUCCGACUACCCUGAAUGAUCUAUUCCAAAUGGCUGCUAUAGCAGACAUUGUGAGCUACUAUGGAUGGCGGGAAGUGACUGCAAUUUACACUGAUGACAACUACGGAAGAAAUGGGGUUGUGUCGCUAGGUGAUGAAUUGGCUAAGAGGCAGUGUAGGAUAAGCUAUAAAGCACCUAUUAGCCCUGAGCCAACCAUAGAUGACAUUAGGAGUGUGUUGUUUAAGGUGAUCUCAGAAGAGUCUAGGAUUCUUGUUCUUCAUACUUAUGACAAAUUCGGUCUACAAAUACUAGAGGUGGCUAGCUCUCUUGAGAUGUUGGAUAAUAAUUUUGUUUGGAUUGCUACACGGUGGCUCACUGAUGUCAUAGAUACAGAUUCUCCCCUAUCUGCCAAUGCACAGAAUGAUGUUCAAGGGAUCAUUACCCUGAGACCUCACACACCCAUUUCACAACCUAAGAAAAACUUUAUGGCUCGGUGGAGCAAUUUGGUCAGAAAAGCAGAUAGAAAUGCCUCCUUUGGAUUGAAUACUUUUGGUCUUUACGCGUAUGAUACUGUUUGGAUUCUUGCCAAUGCUCUAGAUGCAUAUUUUGAUCAAGGGGGAAACAUAUCAUUCUCAGAUUAUUCAACCGUUAAUCAUCAGAAGGGCAACAUCAAUUUGCACCUUGAUUCCAUCCGUAGUUUUAAUGGUGGAAACCUCCUACUCUCCAGCAUAUAUCGAGUCAAUAUGACAGGGUUGACAGGCCAUAUUCAGUUUGACAAAGACAGAUAUUUGAUCAAUCCUUCUUUUGAUAUCAUCAAUGUGGUUGGAACAGGUCUUUACACAGUAGGAUAUUGGUCAAACAAUACAGGUUUAUCAGUUAAGCCACCAGAAGAUCAACACUCUAAACCACCUAACCUAAGUCAUCGGCUAUUAAGUGUGAUUUGGCCUGGGAAAACCACCGAGACGCCUCGUGGAUGGGUUUACCCGAACAAUGGGAAGGUUCUCAGGAUUGGAGUUCCUCGUCGUGUUACUUACCAAGAAUUCGUAUCAUGUUUAGAUUCGACGGAACGCACAAAUUCAUGCACAGGAUACAGCAUUGAUGUGUUCACUUCUGCUUUAAAUUUGCUUCCGUAUGGUCUUUCCUAUACUUACAUACCUUUUGGAGAUGGGAAGAAUAACCCAAAAAUCGACGAUCUUAUUGAGAAUUUGGCUAGAGGAGUGUUUGAUGCUGUAGUUGGUGAUAUUGUAAUUACCACCAAAAGAGCAAGAAUAGUAGAUUUUACACAGCCUUUUGUUGAGUCAGGUCUUGUUGUUGUGGCUCCUGUUAAGACCAAGGACUCCGAUGCCUGGGCUUUCUUGUGGCCACUAACUCCAAGGUUGUGGUGUGUCACUGGUUUAUCUAUCAUCAUGUUGGGAGUUGUCAUAUGGAUUCUGGAGCAUAGGUUCAACGAUGAGUUCCGUGGCUCACCUCAAAAUCAAAUAAAAACAGUGUUAUGGUUCAGCUGUUCAACAUGGUUCGGUUCCCAGAGGGAAACUGCUCUAAGUGUGUUGGGUCGUAUCGUGCUAUUCAUAUGGAUGUUUGUAGUUCUAAUUGUCAAGUCAAGUUAUACUGCAAGUCUGAGCUCUAUACAAACAGUGCAAAAACUUGAUUCCCCUGUCAAAGGGAUUGAGAGCCUAAUGAGGAGCAAAGAUCCCAUUGGAUAUCAAAAUGGUUCAUUUUCUGAAAGUUAUUUGCAUGAUGAGCUUCACUUUCCUAAGUCUCGGCUUAUUGCUCUUGGAAAUGACGACGAGUAUGUGGAAGCUCUCAGAAAGGGUCCUAAGAAUGGUGGGGUUGCUGCAAUAGUUGAUGAUAUGACGCGCAUAGAAACCUUCCUUGCAAAGAGAUGUGAUUUCACUAUCAGAGGUCAAAAGUUCACCAAAAAUGGAAGGGGAUUUGCAUUUCCGCGAGGCUCUCCCUUGGCAGUAGACAUGUCCACGGCCAUAUUGAAACUGUCAGAGAAUGGUGACUUACAGAGGAUCCAUGAUAAGUGGCUGAAGAAAAGUGCUUGCAGGUCACAGGAUACUAAACUUACAGUAAACAGGCUAGACCUGAAAAGCUUCUGGGGUCUCUUCCUCCUCUCUGGCUUAGCUUGCUUUUUCGCUCUCAUUUUAUAUUUUGGGCUUCUAGUGAGGCAGUACAUGCGCCGUCAGCCACCCAAAGUGGACGAAUCAGUUAACCAAGUGGACCACAUCCAACAGUCCACCUGUCUCACGACGUUCUUCACAUUUGUCAAAGAGAAGGAUGAAGAAACCCAAACCUGUUAAGAAUAGCUAGGUAGACAAAGGCAGCAGCAACAACAGGACCCUGGUACAUAUAAUCAUUAAUGUAUAUACCUGAUAUUCUAGCUCCUCAUUUUUUGAUUCUACUGUGAUCAUGUAAAGUAUGAAUUAUCUAAGAGAAGGUUUGGCAAAAGUCAAAUAACAAAGUAGUAGCAGCAGUUAUGUAUUAUAAGAUGCAAAUUUUUCAUGUGAAA
Molecule: messenger RNA, 3348 nt
Organism: Chenopodium quinoa (quinoa)
Lineage: Eukaryota; Viridiplantae; Streptophyta; Magnoliopsida; Caryophyllales; Amaranthaceae
Product: glutamate receptor 3.6-like
Exons: 6
Coding region: 425-3139 (904 amino acids)
Cellular component (GO): plasma membrane
Molecular function (GO): glutamate-gated receptor activity
Source: RefSeq, a predicted model, not a curated record